GCAAACAAUGACAGGUCAUUUUGUAUUCAUCGCCCUCUCUACACAGUACUUCAGAACCAUCUUCACCUCUUCCAGUCAUCUCCAGACAUCUCGCUCGUCACUGCAAACCCGUCAAACUCGGCGUGCAACCCUAUCGAUAAGCGCCCGGCCCGCGUUCAUCCCCGACAUCCAUCCCCCUCACCACCACCACCACCACCACCAUGUCGGAAGACGAGGAGGCACUUCAGCCCUCCUACCGUCCUGUCAAGCCCAUCCCCUUCGAACUCAUCCAACACUCCGGCAUCUUCCUGGAAGAGAAACUCUACACCCAAGCUCUCGACCUCCUCCUGAGCAUCCUCACCUCUGCCACCCCAGCCCCGACCCCGAUCUUCGCUCCCCUCCCACAGCACCUCGCCGUGGCCGCGACCUUCCUCGUCCACCCGUCCACGACCACGCGCGCCAAAACCGCCGAAGAAGCCGAAGCCCCGAAUGCCGCGCUCCGACUCCUCCGCCUCACAAAUACCCUGGCGGGGCCGGUGUCCGCCAACUUCGGCCGCGCCUUCUCCUUCACGCACUUUGAGACCUCUCGGCGCGGCAGACGACGCCACGACCACGACGAGGACGACGAGAUGAAGCCCCUCAACCUCGACCUGGGGCAGUCGGCGUCGGUGUGGUCGCGCGCCGAAGACUUCUGGCACGCCGUCGGCUGGGCGUUCAAUUGCUCCGUGCUGCAUCCCCAGCGCUGGAAGAGAUGGCACACCUGGUUGGAGUUCAUGUGUGAGGUGCUGGAGGAUGAUUGGGCGGAGCGGAUGCGUCUGCACGCUGCGACGAAGGAGGAGGAGACGCCCAACCCCAAGCCCAAGGAUGGACCUCAGAUCCUCACCGAGAGUUUGAUUGUGCGAUAUAUCGUCGAGGGCGGCGGCGGCGUCGGGUCCAGCAAGACAAGACGCAUCAUGCGAGCCAUCUUCGCGGACGGGAGCCCCGCCCACGUCAACGAGUUCCGAGAGGUGUUUCACAAGGAGCUGAAGCAGCCGAAGCGCGAGGCCGAGAAUAUCAAAAAGCGUGAAGUCGAGGUGAACAUCGAGCAGGAGCAGUACGGGGACUACCUCACCAACGACAACGACGACGCCGGCUCCUCCCAGGACGAGACCGACCCGUCAGCGUCAGCGACAGGGAAAGGCAAACGUCCCCCACGACAGACGAAACGCCCUCGUCGCGGCACCCGGUCCGCAAAGGACCCCAGCGCCGACGACGACGUGCACGCCGCCCCUCUGCCCAACGGCAUCGACCACCUCGGCGGCCUCCCCUCGCUGGCUCUCCGCCAACGACUCCUCCACCUCCUCUCGACCGUCUCGCAGCACCUCCCCGCAUCAUUCAUCAACCUCGAAGGUCUCUACCACCUCUUCGUCGAGAACAUCCGCCACCUGCCCCUCUCCACAUUCCAAGCCCUCGUCAGCCCCUCCGUGCUCCCUUACUUCUCCGCCGCCGCAACCACCACGCUCUGCGAGUGCCUGCUAUUCCGGAUGCGCGAGAGCGGCGCCGCCGACUCCGACGAGGAGUACCUCAGCCAAUCGAAGCUGGAGCGGUGCUUCCUGCCCUACGCGGCCAGCACGACCGGCAUCGUCGACAACGCGAAGAUGUCCAUCGCCAUCGAGGCCCUGCUGAUGCUGCUGGACGACGGCGGCCUGCUGAAGGUGACGCCGGAGCUGAAGGCCGCGCUGAAGAAGGGGAUCUGGGCCCGUGCCGAGAAGGCGCAGCAGAGUCGCAAGUUCGAGAUCACCGAGUAUCAUUGGUUGUCGGAGAGUGCGGAUCGGUUGAGGUUCUUGGUUGAUGAGGUCUUGUCGGAGGGGUCGAGUUGAUUGAGAGAUUGUUGUUGUUUGUUUGUUAGUUCGGUUUUGUCAGUUGGUUUAAUAGAUACCCGGUUUCGUUUUCAUGGAUCCUUUUGUUGUUUUAGAU
Molecule: messenger RNA, 1935 nt
Organism: Aspergillus steynii IBT 23096
Lineage: Eukaryota; Fungi; Ascomycota; Eurotiomycetes; Eurotiales; Aspergillaceae
Exons: 2
Coding region: 201-1838 (545 amino acids)
Source: RefSeq, a predicted model, not a curated record